Molecule: messenger RNA, 1130 nt
Organism: Coregonus clupeaformis (lake whitefish)
Lineage: Eukaryota; Metazoa; Chordata; Actinopteri; Salmoniformes; Salmonidae
Exons: 5
Coding region: 364-1125 (253 amino acids)
Source: RefSeq, a predicted model, not a curated record
AGUCUAUUGGCAAAGUGAUGAAUAUUGCAUGUACCUUGGCCUAACGGUGUGGGUUAUGUAUUUUAUUUUUCAUGGCGUCCUCAACAUUACAGUUUUAAGGGCAACAAUAGCCUAAAUUUGUUUACAACUCGCAGGAUUUCCAUACAUGAGCUUUCAACAACACAGAGUGUUGCAUCAGCACGAGAUCGAAAGUGCGUCAAAUCUGUACAGGUCAUUGUUACGUCAUCACUGAUAAACGUUGAAACUGAUGAAAAACCGCUGGAGCAGUUCAGUCUAAACCUCCCUAGUGCUGGAGGAUUGCGUUUGUUUUCGCUCUGGAUGCGCGUUCAUUUUGGCAAGGAAAUGUGCUGAUUUUGCAAGGAGAUGGAGAAUAAAGAGUUCAAGGCUGCAGUGGUGACCUUCACUACCGUGACCCACAAGGAUGAAACUUCCCAGACCAGCCUCACCCUCAGCAGGGGAAAGAGAAGCUACCCAGACCUACACACCUUUGUGCAGGACAUGAAGGACGACCAUUGGAAUCUGCUGAGUGAGAAUAUGCGUGCCGGGAUGAGCAGACAUGAGUUUAGUGCCAAGUGCAUGGAUAUUGUAGCAUGGGUGAUGGAGUCUACAUCCACUGUGGUUGUUCCCGCCCUUGACCUCACCAUGCAGAUAGAGCUCUCUGAUUCGCCAAGCUCUUCUGGAUCAGGAAGUAAUGAGGCAGGAGAGGUGACCUCUCUUGGCCGCAGCGUCAGAUUCAGCUGUAGUGGAGGACCCAGCAGGUGCACCAGCGCCAGAACCACCUGCAGCACACGCACUCCCACGCCUUUCCCCUCCUCUCACAGGUGUUUGACCUCUUUGCUGAGUGAGGACAAAGAGCGAUAUGUCUCCUCACCUGAGGGUGGCGAUAGAGAGAUGAGACACAGACCACACUCAGCACCACUGAGAUCUGUGUUUGGCAUCUCUGAGGACUCUGUCUUCGACAUGGUCCAGAGCGGCCAGUCGCAGGGUGACAUCGUACCGCUGCCCAAACGGAGUAGACAGGAGAAAUACAGACCUAGCAAAAUGUCAACGGACGGCAAGUUUAUGAUGGGUUUUGUCGAGUUGGUUAUAAACCUUCUCAACUCCAGAUUGGCUGAGCUAAUGUGAAGUGU